Messenger RNA from Drosophila mojavensis, 691 nucleotides. RefSeq lists its product as uncharacterized. The transcript has a single exon. The record is from RefSeq and is a predicted model, not a curated record. Lineage: Eukaryota; Metazoa; Arthropoda; Insecta; Diptera; Drosophilidae. Bases 158 to 556 code for a protein of 132 amino acids.
UUUUCAGCGGCUUUGGACUUAUGAUAUCCUAGGAUAUCAUAGCGAAUCCGAAGAUGAGACUAAAAUAAAAUUUGAUGUAUAUAUUGAGAGACGUGGUCGACACCAAGUUGGUAUAUCAGGCACCAUAGACCUCCGAUACGAUUUUGACAAUACAACUAUGGUAGGAUAUCUUUCAAAGUAUGACUUAUUACAUAGUUAUAAUGAAAAUAUAUUUAAUAAGUUUGAGGUGCAGAUCCUGCGUAGUGUCACCGGCGGUGAAAACGACUUCAAACCACUUCCCAUGGCCGUACCGAAGCAACGGCUCAUAGAUUUAAAAAGGCUGUAUGAUGAUAUUGUAUAUCCUGUUAUGAAGGAUUGUUCCAAUAUGCCAAAAAUCGAGGGAGAUAUAUUAUGGCCAUGGCCGAGGAAUAUUUACACGUUCAAAAUGUGCAAUUUCGACCAAGGAAAUUUACCGGAAAUAAUGGCCGAGGGCUACUAUAAGGUCAAAUGUACCUGUGAAGGCGAGGUCAAAUGGAUCGUGACCUAUUUUAUGCGUAUGAAAACACAGCUGAUCUAACGAUACGAACAAAGAUAUAUGAAAGCUUUUGUAAGCAGUUUCUUUUCUUUUUUUCUUUUUUUGUUCCUAAUUUUUUUUUAAAGUAAAGAGUCUAAAAAAAGGCAAUAAAAUCUUCUGAAUUGAUAUUUGAUGUAA